Molecule: messenger RNA, 384 nt
Organism: Cantharellus anzutake
Lineage: Eukaryota; Fungi; Basidiomycota; Agaricomycetes; Cantharellales; Hydnaceae
Exons: 4
Coding region: 1-384 (127 amino acids)
Source: RefSeq, a predicted model, not a curated record
AUGUCUUCAUACUAUUACCCUCAGUACGGGUACCCUCAAUACGUGUAUCCCCAAUAUCCAGUACCAUAUUCGGACCCGUACAUGAUGGCAUACCCCCAGCCCCAGAAUAUCCCUCGGACAGCUCCACAUUCUAUUCCUCUCCCACAAGAGGGCCAAAAUGCCAUAAGGCUUGACAAUGCACGGCAAAAGUUGAAUUUCGGGCUUCGAUGGGAGGACCAUUCGUCCAAAGAAAUGGAUGGAAAGACUGUAUGGUACUCGAGUGUUUACAUUGACGAUGUUCUAAGUGGGACUGGUCAAGCAAGCAAGAAGGGCGUCGCCCGAGACCAGGCUGCGUACCAGGCCUUGUUGCGCCUGACAGGCCCAAACUACGCCAUCGGUGGUUAA